This is a messenger RNA of Ornithodoros turicata, 415 nucleotides long. RefSeq lists its product as uncharacterized. The transcript has 3 exons. Lineage: Eukaryota; Metazoa; Arthropoda; Arachnida; Ixodida; Argasidae. The coding region runs from base 1 to 363 and encodes 120 amino acids. The record is from RefSeq and is a predicted model, not a curated record.
AUGCCGGCGGUGGCAUGUUUAGUUACCAUACCGCACGUCGACAUCAGACGAAAAUGCCAACUACAAGACGGUACUCUCUCAGCAUUGAAGUUUGCUAUCACCGCGUCUGCCGUUUUGGCGCCUCACGUAAGCGAAGGCGACAGGUUUCAGAUUCUCGACAAAGAUUUCAAUGAAUAUGUUGACCUGGAUGAACGUGAUGAGAUACCAAAUAUGAAUGACGCUGAUCAUGACGGCACAGGGUAUGCCUUCCCCGACUUUGGGCCUCUUCACGCUUUGCUAAAGCCUCAUGCACCCCUCACGUCAUCUGUGCACAAAAAAGUCGUCAAUGUCCUGUACCAAUCUAUGGUUAAGUGCAGCAUGUGAGUUUGAGCAAAUCUAAUUGCUCCAGUUUUUCAUACUACAGUCUUGUCUGCAG